Paramecium octaurelia is the source of this 1827-nucleotide messenger RNA. The record is from the annotation of a GenBank genome assembly. Lineage: Eukaryota; Ciliophora; Oligohymenophorea; Peniculida; Parameciidae.
AUGAUAUCAGAUGACAUAUAUUGGGUGCCUUAAGGAGUUAAGGCUGAUUGCACUAUUGAUGACUUAAUCCACCCCAAUGUACAAAAGUUUUCUACUUUCUAAAUUAAUUUUAAUCAAAUAACAGAGAAGGUCGAAGAUAAGAAGCAAAAGUUCAUAGAAGAUGAAAUUUUAGAAUUGUUGGGGAUAACAGAAGAAGAUCUGUUAUUAGAAUCAGCACUCCAAACUUAUGAUCAUAAAUUAUAUAUUGAGGAAUUGAUUUAAGAAGCCUUGCUAGAUAAAUAAUAAUAAAUCCAAUUCUAACCAUAAUAAUAAUCUAAUAAUCUCAAUAGUUCGUUUAAAACUUUAUAUGAAAGAUAGUACCUGUCUUAUGCAGAUAGCACCUUUAAUUUAGAAGAAGAAAUCAACUUCAAGACUCCAGAUUUAGCAUCAUUAUAAUUGUUAUUAUAAUAAUAUUGCAAAGACAACGAUGACCUUGAAGAUAUGGAAUCCUAUUUUACCAAUAACUAAUAAAGUAAAAUAAUUCAUAAAUUUACACAAUUAAGAGGGCAAGCAAAGCAGUUGGUUUUUAAUUAUAUAGAUUUAUAAUAAAAGGAUAAUUAAUUUAUAGAGAUUCUAUCUUAAAAGUUGAAGGAGCUCUCACUAAUCAAUCCUGUUAAGACAGAGCAUUUGCUUGAUUAUUUUAACAAAGAUUAAUUGAGAAAUAUAUUAGACAAGUAAAUACCAAUAGUGAGAUUUAAAAUCCUUUAAAAUUUACAAAAGGAUGAUAAGUUGAUGAUUGAAUAUUUUGAACUAAUAUGUUAAUUGCAUCCUGAUUAAGCUAUAACAGAACUUUAAAAAGGAGGUUAUCCCUAGGAUGAAUGUUUGAAAUUGUGUAGAUUUUAUGGCAAUUUGAAAGGUCUGGCCUUUUUAUUGGAGAGGAGCGGUUCAGUUUUGGAGGCCAUUAAUUUACAAUUUGAUGUAAUGAUGAUUAUAAGAAAAUAUAGCUAUUUAUUUAAGGGUUAAAGUAAUAAUUGCAGAAGAAUCCAAAAUUGUUGGAGGGAUAGAAGGAGUUAUUUAAUUACAUUGAUGAGAACUUGGAGCCGACUUUGAGUAUUUGCAGAGCGAAUACAAAGAGAAAUGAUGAUGAAAGUGAUGUAGAUAUAUUACUGAUAUAAAAUAGAACAAUUGGUUUUAGGUUUUAAUAAGGUUGACAAAAUUAAGAUAGGAGUUUUAUAAGAUUAGAUUCUAUCCUGUUUUAAGAUGUUUUAAUUCACAUUUCACAAGGUUGUUAGAGGAAGUAUUGGAGAAAACAAAAAUAAAAAGCUUACUUGAAGUAAUGUGUAAUAAAUUUAUUUAUUAUAGAAUUUAAAUGAGACAAUGAAAUAUUUUGAGUUUCAAGAGCUGAAGUCAACAUUUUCUUAGCUUCUUUCAGGCUAACUUUAUGAGUUGGCCAUUUACGGAUAAUCAACAAUGCUUAUAAAGCAGACAUGUAAUAAAUAUUUAGUGUAAUUGUUUAAAUAAACAUAAUCUGGAUUAUCAGUUGAUAUUUAUUGUACUCAUUGUUAGAAGCUUAUUGAAAUGGCGUCUAAAGUUUAUAUUGAUUGUAAACACUCAUAUCAUCUUGAAUGUUCAUCAGAACAACUUUGUAAGGCAUGUAUUAAUAACUUUGGAUCAUUAAUGAAUAAGUUAUUGAUUCUCUACACAAAUAAAAAGAGUACGAGAUUGUAGGUUCCAAUGCAGACAGUUGAACCUAAUUAAUAGAAGGUGGAGGAUACAAAUCAAAGAUAGAAUAAAUUAAAUAAAUUAAAAGACUUUGAUGAUUUACGAUAAAAUAAUAAAGGGUAUUGA